Trichosporon asahii var. asahii CBS 2479 is the source of this 978-nucleotide messenger RNA. RefSeq lists its product as uncharacterized. The record is from RefSeq and is a predicted model, not a curated record. Lineage: Eukaryota; Fungi; Basidiomycota; Tremellomycetes; Trichosporonales; Trichosporonaceae. The transcript has 3 exons. The coding region runs from base 1 to 978 and encodes 325 amino acids. Gene Ontology annotation, molecular function: protein binding; 6-phosphogluconolactonase activity.
AUGUCCUACAAGAUCCUUGUCGGCGUAUACGGCGAUACAAUCAGCACUCUCGAGUUCAACCCGGCUGCCAAAUCGCUCAAAGUCAUCAAGGAAAGCGACGUCAGCCCAAACCCUUCCUGGAUCGCCGAAGGGAAGGGCGGACUGUACAGCAUCUCGGAGGAUGAGAAGGGACUCGUCACCCGGAUUGAGCUGAACGGUGAUGCUGUGAAGGAGACGAGCGCGAAGGAGACGGGCGGCGGUCCUGCUCACGUCCUCGUUACCAGCAAGGGCGACGUUGUUGUUUCGAACUACGUUGGCGGCAGCGUAUUCUGGAACGACAAGCUUGUCCCUCUUCCCUAUGCUUACCAGGGUAAGGAAGCGCCGAACCCGGAGCGACAGAACUCGUCGCACGCUCACCACGCCUUGGAGCACGACGGCCGUAUCUUCGUCUGCGAUCUUGGCAGCGACAAGGUGUGGAUCCUGGAGGACGGCGAAAUCAAGGAUGCCGUGACGCUCACCCCUGGAAGCGGCCCGCGACACGCCGUAGUGCACAAGCUGGACGGCAAUGUGUACUCGACGCCUGUGCCUAAGCCCUCGAGCGGCGGGGACAAAAUGUUGUUGCCCGUGAACGCGGUAUCGUACAUCCCGCCUUGCGUUGAGAAGCAUUCGCACCACGCAAGGGAGAUGCUCGGCGCCGAGCUCCUUUUCCACAACGGAGCCCUCCUUGCGAGCAACAGGCUCAUGCUGCACAAGCCAAUCAAGGACCGCGGCGACGCCAUCGCCGUCAUCCCCCUCGGCGCCAAGGGUGAGCUGCAGCAGCCGAGCUGGAUCCGCACCAACGCAUGCUGCAUUCGCGGCCUGUCCGUCAGCCCUUGUGGCAAGUACGCAGCUGUCGGCGGGCAGUGCAACGGUCUCGUUGAGAUCUAUGCCACGGGGGAGAAGUGGGAGAAGGUCGCGCAUGCUAGUGUCAGGACGCCUGUUGCGUUCCUCUGGCUCUGA